GACUACCACAUCGCCCGCCGAAACUACGAUCGGGCUAUCGAACGAGACCCGAAUGUGUAUCUCCCUGUCAGUUUGGCACUGGCGAAACUCUCGGUCAAGGAGUUUGUGACGGGUCUUCACACCUCCGAGCAUUUAUCAAUAGCCACCAAUGAAAUAAGCGCGAUGGCAUCGGAGCAGACGGAUGUGGCGGUGAUGGCUUGUUUGGCGUGCCUUUUGUGGUAUCUCAUCAAAUUGCGGCGAAGGUUGUAUGGGGUCUAG
Molecule: messenger RNA, 258 nt
Organism: Sphaeroforma arctica JP610
Lineage: Eukaryota; Ichthyosporea; Ichthyophonida
Exons: 1
Source: RefSeq, a predicted model, not a curated record